CCAAGAACCGGUCAGGCGACUAAAUCGUCAUGUCUGAUAAGGCUCCUCCUCUAUGAAUCGUCCAUUUGUAACAUACUAACUUCAAAUGGUAUCGCCCAAAAGAUAAUGAAGGAAGAAUAUUCAUAGCGUGGGUGGGGCUAUGUUUCGUUUAAAAGACCACGUUCCACGGAAAGUUGCGCACUUCGCAUUCGGCUUCUAAGCGGUGUUCAUUUGUUUGACGAGCAGCAAACGUUCCAUCAUGUCUGACGAAGGAAAACUCUUUAUUGGUGGUCUGAAUUUUGAAACCAAUGAGGACUGCUUGGAGCAAGCAUUUACCAAAUAUGGACGGAUUUCUGAAGUGGUUGUGGUGAAAGAUCGGGAAACCAAGAGAUCAAGAGGCUUUGGCUUUGUUACAUUUGAGAAUGUUGAUGAUGCCAAGGAUGCUAUGAUGGCAAUGAAUGGAAAGUCUGUGGACGGUCGUCAAAUCCGCGUUGAUCAGGCUGGCAAGUCAUCUGGGGAAAGGCGAGGUGGUUACAGAGGUGGCUCUUCUGGAGGCAGAGGCUUCUUCCGUGGAGGCAGGGGCCGAGGUGGUGGAGACAGAGGAUAUGGAAGCAGCCGUUUUGACAACAGAAGUGGCGGUUAUGGUGGUAGCAGUGGAUCCAGGGAUUACUAUGGCAGUGGCAGGAGUCAAGGCAGUUAUGGUGAUCGUUCUGGAGGUUCCUACAGGGAUAGUUACGACAGCUAUGCUACACACGAGUAAAAUCCAUUCCUGACUCAAGAUCGUCCUUCCAAUGGCUGUAUUUAUAAAGAUUUUUGGAGCUUCGCCGAAUCGUUCGUGUAGUAUAUCUACUUGUGUUCAAUUUUUUUUUUUUUUUUAAUUGACCUAGUUUGCCUGACAGCUUCUCUAAUUUGUGGGACAGCUGUGUCUCAAAAGCUUUAGCUUUGGACACCUAAUCUCAUUAAAGUUACUGUGUUCUGCAGGGAUAUUGCUAUCCUACUAUGCUGUUCCAUUUGGGCUGAUCAGGCGGGGCCACCCCCCUUCUUCUGUUUAAGUAGUGCUGGGAAGUGGAUGGGUGCUGAUGGGCAGAGAAGCACCUGUUAGUAGACUGCUAGGCCUGUCCUCCUGUAGCAUUGUCUCUGAACUUUAAGCUGCUGUAUUUUUGGGUUACAUGAAAAGUUUAAUUUUAUGAGUCCACUUAAAAUUGCAUUCCUUUAGUGUAACAAGGCAGGACAGAGCCUGGGUGCGCUGUACAUAGUGGCUACACCUCCUUGAUACACAAAGUGAAUUAGUGUUCAUAUCUCCAGUAAACAAUGUCAGAAGUUCUUAAAAUGUUUGUUUAUAUUGUCCUUUUCUUUUUUUACUAAAACAUGCAACUAUUGUACUGAAGUGGCUAAGGAAUUGUAUUCUACUUUUGAUUGGCUUCACGAAGCCUAUUAAAAAAACAAUGAAAAGAA
This is a messenger RNA of Xenopus laevis (African clawed frog), 1434 nucleotides long. RefSeq names its product cold inducible RNA binding protein L homeolog (gene cirbp.L). The record is from RefSeq and is a predicted model, not a curated record. The transcript has 8 exons. Gene Ontology annotation, biological process: negative regulation of translation; neurogenesis; cell migration. Gene Ontology annotation, molecular function: RNA binding; mRNA binding; nucleic acid binding. The coding region runs from base 239 to 739 and encodes 166 amino acids. NCBI's taxonomy places the organism in Eukaryota, Metazoa, Chordata, Amphibia, Anura, Pipidae. Gene Ontology annotation, cellular component: nucleoplasm; cytoplasm.